UUCUGGGCAUUUCACCUUCGGACGCUGUGUGCUGUGGCGAGGUUGUGGUGGUGGCGGUGGUGGUAGCUAAGUGCAUGCUGCCAAACUUCUUCCCGAGCCUGUACUGUUUACUUCCCCACAUUACAAAGGACGUCUGCCAUGCGCCGUAACUUCGCGGUGUGGGCGGCGGUGGUGGUGGUGAUGGCCUCGAGGUGUGGGGCGACGGGGCGGGAACCGAGACUGACAGCAGAGGAGCGGGAGGCAGCGAUGAGGCGACUAGAGCGAAAAUCCAGAGAUGUCCCGUUGUGCACGCCCCAGAAUGCUGCGGAGGAAAGCAAGCUCAUGCCGCCCUUGCCCAGCUCCUUCAUCACAAACCUUGAGCUGACACACCAGGAGGAGGGGAAGCUGAAGGUGAUGUACGGAGCAGAGGCCUUCGACAGGAUACUCAACAAGGGAGUCCUGCGCUACGAGCUAAGUGAAGGCAUCAUCCUGACUCGGCCACACGACAAGCAAGAGAUCAUUCACUACAACCUGGUGAACAAUGAGUCACUCAUUAUCACCACCGACACUUCCUGCGAGGAUGAGGGACAGGGGAACUGUGAUCCAAAGAAGAACUGUAGAGCUGAGUCUGUGAGGGCAAUGCAGAAGGAGAUGAAGGACAUCUUUGGCCUCGGCCCGGUAAACGGCCAGACUGGGUACUACGGCAUCAAUGGCAUCCUACGGUGGCCACUGUCACUGAGCUACGAGUACCGCGGCAACAUACAGUGCCGGGGCAUGCUGUGUGACCUGUUUGAGAUCUGCAUGCAGAGCGAGGGCAGCAUGGCACUCAUCUCGUACUACUGGUCAUUGCCAAACUGGAAGGUGGACGGUAACAAGGACCAGGUGCCGCUCGCCAUUGAGGUCGUCUCCACGGACAAGCUGGAGCCGUACUUCACUCGCGCUGUCAAGCAGCGAUACGACUUUUAUGAGUUUUACAGCAACAUUCGGCCUGAUAUUGAUAGCUUGGAGCCUCCAGCAGACGUAUACUGCAAGCGGCGCAAGAGCCAGGAGGACCCUCCAAAGAACCCUCGCUUCUUCUCCUACAGCUCAGAGACAGUCAUUCCCAUCACCCUCAGCCUGCCAGUAGGAGACGGCCAGACUGGGGACUUCGAGUUCACAACCGCCUUCACCCAUGAUGGUUACUAUGAUUGGGAAUCCAAGAUUGUGACACUUGACUAUGUGCCUUGGUACAUCUUGGGGCAGGAAUAUCGUUACGAGCUUGAGACGAAGGAAGUCCAGGAGUUUAACCAAGGCCUGACUUACUACAUGUACCGACACCUGGGCACGUGCUUCAUCCAGCCCAUUGAGAACAUCACCUCUGCCGGGGAUGUGGUGGUCAGCAACAACGGCACUGUCUCCCUGCUGCCCCCCUGGAUGUUUGAGGACUUGGAUGGCCCGUGGCAGUACAAUGGCAUACACAUGAUGAGGGGAGUGGAGGCCAAUGUGUGGGUUGGCCAGAAGGAUCUCAUAGGCUUUUUACUCCAUGAGAAUUACGUUGAGUACUACGCCUCGCCCCUGGUGAUUGAUGAGCCUAUCUUCAUGGAGGAUCAACCCAGAGCGGCACAGAAGUUUGUCGCGCCGGAGGUCUGGGUGACGCCGGGUGAUCUGAAGCCGGGGGAUAAAGUUGAGCUGGAUAAAGUCCCCAUGAGGCUGGAGCGAUACCUCAACAUUAUUGCAGGGAAGCCUCACCUCAUCAACAACAUCUUUGACUACCAGACACAGCCGCCCCACACCCAGUCCAUCGACAUCUCCCCCUGCUACCCAGACAAUGCCAAGAUGAGACACUUCCUGCUGGAGCUUCCUCCAGACAGCCUGAAGCAGGUGAAGGGGCUGGAAGACAACCUCCUUCACGCGGCACAGAUGGCCAUGUCCGAGGUGGCCGUCAUCUCACCCCUCAGGAUAAACAGAGAGAUGCUUGAUGUGAGGGACGGCAAGACCUUCAUCCUCUUCACCAUCCUGCCGCUGCCCGCUAUUGUUGGGGACUCGCCAGGGGCAAAGGAGGAGAGUGACCUGGACACAGCUGCCCAACUCAUUAUUUCAGCCGUGGAUAGCUCCAAGCUGAUGAUCGUUGUCCACCUGGAUGGAAUCAUAGCAUCAGUGGAGCCAGUGUAUGUCAUCCUGCCAGCCCAGUCAAUCAAGGAAGUGACCAGGAACAAGGACAACUCAUAUGUCGUCACCACAGACAAGGGCUACAGCUCCGGUGACAUGGCAGGCCUGGCUUUUGGGAUGCUGAUACUGGCAGCUCUGUUGGGUGCGGGAAUAGGUGUGGCCAUCCAGGGCAGGUCGGAGGGUCAGGGGGGCCUGCCAAGGGUCAACCUGGCACGCAAAUCAAACGUCACAGCCACCAACUCCAUCAGCAUCUCCUCUGACAUGACGGUAUCAGAUAUUUAGCGUGUUUUGUGAGGUGGGUGGAGUGUUGGGAGAGAUUGUAGUGUGGUUAAGUGACUGGCUUGUGUCCAGAAACCUUGUAUGGAUCAAGACAAACUAAUGUAGCUCUGAAAGAUUGUUGUAUAAGUAUUCUUGCUGCAUGUUUUAUUUAUGUAAUACUGUAUAAUUAAAGUAUGUAGUGUUGUAGUGCAUGUGUUUCUCUCUCUCUCUCUCUCUCUCUCUCUCUCUCUCUCUCUCUCUCUCUCUCUCUCUCUCUCUCUCUCUCUCUCUCUCUCUCUCUCUCUCUCUCUCUCUCUCUCUCUCUCUCUCUCUCUCUCUCUCUCUCUCUCUCUCUCUCUCUCUCUCUCUCUCCCUAGGCUCUAGACAACAUGAUAGUUUUUUUUAUAAUGCUUGUUCUAGUGCAAAAUGUCUAGUUAAAUUGAGUAAUUUUGUUUUACAUUCAAUGAAAAAAAUUGUAAAGUCAAAAUUAAAAUAAAAGUUCAUCAUUGA
This is a messenger RNA of Scylla paramamosain (green mud crab), 2895 nucleotides long. RefSeq lists its product as uncharacterized. Lineage: Eukaryota; Metazoa; Arthropoda; Malacostraca; Decapoda; Portunidae. The record is from RefSeq and is a predicted model, not a curated record. The transcript is spliced from 16 exons. The coding region runs from base 139 to 2409 and encodes 756 amino acids.